AUGACAUUCCGUGGUCAUGAUGAAUCAAUAGAGUCUACAAAUCAAGAUAAUUUUCUUAUGCUCCUACGUUUUCUUGCUGGUCAUAAUGAUGAUAUAAAGAAGGUUGUCAUGAAUAAUACUCCGAGAAAUCAAAAAAUGAUAGCCUCUGAUAUUCAAAAAGAUCUUGUCCGUGCUUGUGCUAUGGAGACCACUAAUGCUAUUCUUCAUGAGGUAGGUGAUGAAUACUUUUCUAAAUUAGUUGAUGAAUCUCAUGAUAUAUCAGUCAAGGAACAAAUGGCCCUUGCUAUAAGAUUUGUCAAUUCAAAAGGAUGUGUGGUUGAACGGUUUAUUGGUAUUGUUCAUGUGAGAGACACCAAAGCUUCCUCAUUAAAGGCGGCUAUAGAAGUUUUGUUUUUGAAGCAUAAUUUGAGCUUGUCGAAAAUGCGAGCGCAAGGUUAUGAUGGAGCAAGUAACAUGAGAGUUGGAGCUUCAUGCAAUCACAAAGAUUUACUUCAGGAGAAGCAAAUAGAAAGACUUUUGGGAGCAUUUGAUUGUGGUGAACUCUCAACGGGCACAGGUUCUAAUCAAGAAAGAAGUCUUCAAAGAGCUGGUGAUACACGUUGGGGGUCUCAUUAUAGGUCACUGAUAAAUUUGUCGAUGGUGUUCACUCCAGUUAUUGAGGUUCUCCAAAUCGUUGAAGAAGAUGGUACUGCAGAACAAAGUGGUGACGCAUGUUUGUUAUUAGGUGUUGUGCCAACUUUUGAGUUUGCAUUCAUUUUGCACUUGAUGACGACAAUCUUGGCAAUCACGAAUCAACUAUCUUUGGCAUUGCAAAGGAAAGAUCAGGAUAUUGUGAAUGCGAUGGCCUUAGUUGAAGUAGCAAAACAACAUCUACAAGAUAUGCGGGAUGAAGGAUGGGAGUCUCUCAUCAGCGAAGUAUCUAUAUUUUGUGAGAAAAAUGAUAUUGAAAUCUUAGAUAUGAAGGACAUGUAUAAGACUCCUGGUCGAGGUCGUCCUCGAAGGAAAGGUGAAGUUUUGACGAACUUGAAUUAUUUCAGGUUUGAGCUUUUUAAUGGUGUGAUCAAUUGGCAACUUCAAGAACUCAACAAUCGCGUCAAUGGGGCUAACACAAAUUUGCUUCUUUGCGUGUCUUGCUUAAGCCCAAAGAGUUCCUUUGUUGCUUUUAACAAAUCCAAAUUGAUUGAACUUGCUCAUUGUUAUCCUUUGGAGUUCUCUGAAGUUAGUUUUCGGUUGCUUGACAAACAACUCGAGACUUAUAUUCCCGACAUGAGAUCACAUGAAGAGUUCUCAAAUCUUGAAAGUAUUGGAGAUCUUUCUCAAAGGUUAGUUGCUACAGGAAGACAUAUUGUCUAUCCAUUGGUCUAUUUGCUUGUGAAGUUGGCUUUGGUUCUACCUGUUGCGACCGCAUCAGUUGAGAGGUAUUUUUCGGCUAUGAAAAAUGUGAAAAGCCGUCUUCGUAAUAAGAUGGGAGACUCUUGGAUGAAUGAUUGUUUGGUUACAUAUAUUGAGAGAGAGAUAUUUUGUAAGAUUGAUGCUGAAAGAAUUUUUUAUAGUUUUCAAGUUAUGAGACCUCGUCGGGAACAAUUGUAA
This is a messenger RNA of Salvia splendens (bonfire salvia), 1590 nucleotides long. Its product is annotated as zinc finger MYM-type protein 1-like. Gene Ontology annotation, molecular function: protein dimerization activity. The record is from RefSeq and is a predicted model, not a curated record. The coding region runs from base 1 to 1590 and encodes 529 amino acids. Lineage: Eukaryota; Viridiplantae; Streptophyta; Magnoliopsida; Lamiales; Lamiaceae. The transcript has 2 exons.